Messenger RNA from Trichobilharzia szidati, 1146 nucleotides. The record is from the annotation of a GenBank genome assembly. Lineage: Eukaryota; Metazoa; Platyhelminthes; Trematoda; Strigeidida; Schistosomatidae.
CGAAUUUUUUCUUUUGUAUACUGAGACGUUUACAGGAAGGAUAUAAAUUCACCUAGAGAUAACAGAAGUACUGUAUUGUCGUCAUAAGUACACACACGCUUCAGGGUGUGAGCAAGGCUGCUUGGUGCACACACAUUUCUUGUUUUCAUAUUCUUGUCACUAAUCAUGGGGAAUACCGAUACUUUUGAAGGACGAUUAGAAAGAAGACAGCAUACAUUGGCGGAUAAAAUACGUUUGACCUCAUGUCCGUUAAUUCGUGCAUGUUUAGCUGAAUUUUGUGGCACAGCAAUAUUAGUUAUAUUUGGUUGUGGUGUAAUAGCUCAAACAUUUUUGGGUGAUCAUGGAAAAAGUGCUCAUGGUGGCUUCCUGUCAGUUAGUCUUGGCUGGGGAUUUGCUGUCUACAUGGGGGUAUUUUUCUCUGGACGUGGAGGUUCUGGACAUAUAAAUCCAGCAAUUACAUUGGCAUUUUCAGUUAUUGGAAAAUUCCCCUUGAGACGUGUACCAAUAUAUACACUUUUUCAAAUUUUGGGUGGUUUUGUUGGAGCACUUGCUAUCUACGGUGUUUAUCAUGAGAAAAUAUACGAUUAUGCUAAUAUGUAUGAAAAUGGAACAUUGAUUGUUAAAACAACAGGCGGUAUCUUCGUUACAAAUCCAGGAGCAUCUCAUUUAACUUGUUUCCUUGAUCAAGUACUUGGUACAGCGCUGCUGGCAGCUGGUGCAUUGGCUAUUUGUGAUCCGAACGGUUGGAAACUUCCUGAACACUUACAUCCACUGCAUUUGGCAUUGUUAGUUUAUGCUUUGGUCGGGUGUUUUGCAUUGAAUGCUGGAUGUGCAUUAAAUCCUGCUCGUGAUUUAGGACCUAGACUUAUGCUAUUGGUUUGCGGUUGGGGAGGUUCAGCAUUCACAUCCGGCAAUUACUUCUUUUGGAUACCUAUCCUAGGUCCAUAUAUUGGUGCGUUGAUUGGUGCUAUUUUAUAUGAAUUAACAGUUGGCAUACAUCUAGAUCGUAAACCAGUAUCACCGUCACCGACAACAACGAUAGUCACAGCCGAACAAAGAUAUCAUGAUAUAGAUACAACAUCAGAGCAUAAAGCUGGUUCUCAUCUACUUACUCGUGGAUUAUAAAAUGCUUUCUCCCUACAUACA